AUGGACUGCAGUCUUGCUGUUUGUCGCCGGCCACGCAGCCACGGGCCAGCCCAGUUUUGGUCCCAUCCGCAGGCCUGCGGUCAAGGAAUGGUUCAGCAGCCUGCAGGUACAGGCCUAGUAGCCGCGGCGAUGAGCGAUGGGUACAAGGCAGUGGCCGUGCCGGGCACUGGAGGCGCUGGCGGGCGCGGUGUGGACGUCAUAACUGAUCACGAAGGUGAAGUUGUGGGUAUCGCCGUGAGUCAGGUGGCUCAGGUAUACACCAUGGUGGAUCGAAUCAUAAGCAGCCAGAGGAUACUUGCGCUGCCGCUGUCAGAUCGAUACUCUUUGGCAGGGAAGGUGGCUGCUGUGCCUGAUGAGCAUGGACGUCUGAUUGAGCGCCUGGCUUCAGCCGUCGCUACCUCCUUCAGCGAGGCCGGAGCCCUGAACGCCUUGUAUCUUAUGGACAUUUGCAAGGACUUGGUGCCUGGCUUCAAGGCCAAGAUUCCAGACGGCCGUCUGGAGAAAGCAGCAGAGCUGUCUCCCCACAGCCGUGCAAAGGACUUCGUCUUACAGGGUCAGAAACCUCCAGAGUGGGCACGAGCUGAACAGGACAAGGGCACAGUCAUUCUGCUGCCAGAAGAAGAGACAGACUUGCUGACGGAGACUGGUCGAGCAGUAGGUGAUGCAACCAAGUUCGUUGGUGGUGCUGCAUUUGGAGGUGUGGGCCUUGUCACUGACACGCUGGGUAUCACGAAAAAUGCGGAGGACAAGCUCGCUUCGACGGCUGAGGAUGCAGUGGACUUGGUCGGCUCAGGAGUUAGCAGUGUGGUGGGGGCUGUCGACCAGGGCUUGGACGGUACAGCAAAAGAUCUUCAGCGCAAAGGAGUUGUCGGAGCUGUCGGAGAUGGCGUGGCUGAUGCGGUCGACAUUGUGUCAGACUUCGUGAGUGACACUGUGACUGGCAUUGCAGAUGGUGUCCAUGGCAUCCUCAACUUUGCCACUGGCACGGAGGAAGGGGCGGCCGUACCCGUGCAAGAAACACAUCUCGUUAAAAUUGUGAUUGCAGAGCUUUUCGGUGCCGAGAAGACACUGGGGCUCCGGAUAGAGAGCCGUGUUGUUACCGCCUUCACGAAAGAAGAGGCAGUCCGGUUGGGCUGGAGACUUGGUGACUGCAUUCUCGCAGUCGGUCGUCAACGAGUCCCGACGCAGGAAGCGCUGCUGGCUGGAAUUUCCGGCUGCAAGGAGGCAUUGCGAAUGAACGGGACCCCGAUCGAGUUUCUUGUUGAGAGAAUGGGUGCGAGGCCCUAA
Molecule: messenger RNA, 1287 nt
Organism: Symbiodinium sp. CCMP2592
Lineage: Eukaryota; Dinophyceae; Suessiales; Symbiodiniaceae
Source: the annotation of a GenBank genome assembly